GUUGUGUUGUUCUUGUCUCAAAGCCAGGCGAAGACUGAAAAGAGCAUCAUCAACCAAAGCCCAAGUGCUCCAGUUCCACAGCAGAACAAAUAUUCGCAAAUUCGGGAAAAAGAAGUGAAAACUCAAAACCAAUGGCUGAUAGGGCAGUUUCAGAAGAAGCCUCCAUGGCCGGCCACGCUACGAAGCUUGCCUCCAUUCCUGCCAGCGACAACACUGUCUGGGCCGACGCUUCGCCUCUCCUUGAAGCCGCCUGUAGAGGUCUUAGAGAUGGAGAGCUUAUUCACGGGGAUAAUUUCAAUCUUUUUGCUGCCAUGUCUGCUUUAGAGAUAAUGGAUCCAAAGAUGGAUUCAGGUAUUGUUUGUAGAUACUAUUCUAUUGAAGAGGCCAUUGAAAAUGGUGCUGCUCCAAUUCCUAUUAGCCUUGAGAGCACUAUUGAUGUCCAAUGCACUAUUGAUAUUAUGGACCAUCUUCUAGCUUGUGAGGCAGCAUGGCAUAAGGGUCAUUCCUUGGCGCAAACUGUCUUUUCAUGCAUCUAUCUUUUGAGGCUUGAUAGGACAGCUUCACAUGCCUUACUGCAUUCUUAUUGCAGAGUUAUACGCACAACCUGCAAGGCAGUUGUGUCAGUUGUUUCAGAUGCACGUACACAUGAAGAGGAGGAUCUUUUUACAAUGACAUAUGGUCUUCCUUUGAAUGGGGAUGGUGAUGAGAAGUGCUUGUCAAUGUUGAAUGCUGUUGAAGAGACAAUAUCCCGCCAGUUGCGUGCGUGUAAAGCUACAUCAUCAAAAAGAAGGGUAUCAGAGGAUUUAGAGCCAUUACAGUCCAAUACCAAUCUGGAAGAAGGACUCUGCAAAGCUUUGUUAUGUCGCUUACGUUUUCGUAAGCAUUUUUUCCAUGUUCUUACAUGUAUGAAGCGACCCCAGGGGAGAGGUUUGGAGUUGGCAAGAAAACAUAUAGCUUCUUGCAUAUUGGAGCUAGAAUCCAUUCUUAAAUCAGCAGAGUUUCUAAGAUUUUGUUCUGAUGAAUUUUGUGAAGAUGAUAUUGAAGACAAAACCACUGCUUCUGGUCGUGAACCAAUUGGGUUUGAUGCUACAUUAAACAGUAGAUUAUCUGCCCCCACACCACCACGUGCAAUUAAAAUUCUUAGUUGGAAAAAGGCUGUUGAAUAUUUUGUAAAACUUCUUCAUGAUCUAGAUGUUAUGUGCUCUUACUCAUUGGAUCCUCAUUUAGAAAGUCUUCUGCGCUUUGUGGUUCAGUUCCAGAAGUCUCAACCUGAUUUGGUUGCUAGAGCUCAUCUGCAGCUUCUACUGGUUCAAGAUGGCAAACUCUACGGACGUGAUCCAAUCUUUGCAGUGAUAACUAAAGCUGCUGCAUUGCCUGAAGCCACCAAAAACCAUGAUAUUCAGAAGAAUGAAUAUAUUGUGCAACUAGGGCAGUUGGUAGUGAAUUUGCUCAAAAUACUUUGUACAAAUGUUGCCUGGCAAAGGCGUAAGCUCGGGAAAAUUUUACAAGAUUGGCGUGUUAUUUAUGUACAGCUAGAGCUUGCUUUUAGAAACGAGUUUGGAGAAGUCUCAAGCAGUUCAAAUGCGGAGAAUAUAUGUAUGAAAAUAUUCCAACAUAUCCUCAUUUGGGUGGAAGAGCAAACAUACUGGAUAGCUUGUCGAUUUCUCAUACUGGGUUUUGAAUUGGAUCUCUAUUCUGCAAGUGAAUACUGCAUGGUAUAUUGGUAUUUGUAUGCUGUCUUGAUCAAGCUUGCAGAGAAAACUCAUCUUAAGACGGCUUUUAGCUAUGACACUGCUAAACGGAAGGGAAAGAAGAAAAGGGAUUCUCCUAAAGAUUUGGCUAGGGAAUCUCGGAUCCCACCAGCAGUUUUGUUCCUUCAAUGCUAUAUAUGUCUUGCAGAAGGACUUACAAUGAUGCUUGCUGCUUUGAGGAAUGAAAUCAUGGUCUUGCAGAGUCCAAGCCCCUUUAAUACUGAGCAGGAGAAAUUUGUUCAGCAUUUCGAGCUUUUACAAAGAGCCUGCAUUCCUGAUCAUGUUUCAUACCCAUCAUUCAAGGAAUCAACAACUCAAGCUCGCUUUUCUACACUAGUUAUGUAUAAUUACUUCAAGGAUGCUCAGAGGAUAGCUAAGGAGGUCAAGAGUAGUUUUUCCAAUGAUCCAGACAGAUUGGCUGAACUCCGAAGACUAGAGCAAGUUGCAGAGCACAACAGUGUUGCCCUAAAUCUGAUUUGUCGGGUAGGAGCUCUUGACCCAUCACUGAAGGUUUCUUUUGAGUUCAGCCAUCAUCCAUUUUUCGCCACUGCCAUUGUCAGGAGAUCUUGAAGGUUUCUUUUGAUGAUCUCUACCAAUUUUGAAGCACAUAUACAGGUUUAAGAAGCUUUUGAGUCUUGUGUAGCAAUUGUAAUAUUAGCAUGUUUUUAAUCAAUUUUCUUAAUUAUUUAUAAUAUAUGAAUAUUGUAAUUGGAAAAUAAUAGCAUGAAAAUAAAUACAUUCUUUAUGUUA
Theobroma umbraticum is the source of this 2501-nucleotide messenger RNA. It is a transcript of the gene MAK10, whose product is annotated as MAK10 homolog. Gene Ontology annotation, biological process: N-terminal peptidyl-methionine acetylation. Gene Ontology annotation, cellular component: NatC complex. Lineage: Eukaryota; Viridiplantae; Streptophyta; Magnoliopsida; Malvales; Malvaceae. The record is from RefSeq and is a predicted model, not a curated record.